This is a messenger RNA of Poecilia reticulata (guppy), 2363 nucleotides long. It is a transcript of the gene dvl3b, whose product is annotated as dishevelled segment polarity protein 3b. Gene Ontology annotation, cellular component: cytosol. Gene Ontology annotation, molecular function: frizzled binding. The record is from RefSeq and is a predicted model, not a curated record. Gene Ontology annotation, biological process: canonical Wnt signaling pathway; intracellular signal transduction. Lineage: Eukaryota; Metazoa; Chordata; Actinopteri; Cyprinodontiformes; Poeciliidae.
AAGUUGCGUGUUUUAACGCGUGCAGUGUUGACUAUCGGGAGGAAAGCAUCACCGGAGCCCCUCUGCGGCUGGACCGACACAUCUGGACCGGAACCGGCCUGGGACCAGCCGCAGCUCCUGGAGGUGGGGGCGGGGGCAGCGCACAGGUGAGGCGUCACGUGACCAGACCUCCGGAGCUUCACGGGGCGCGCGCAGGUGUGUCUCAGCAUCCCCGUCGAAGCGCGUGCGGGGCUCCUCGGGGCCAGCAUGGCGGAGGAGACCCGGGUCAUCUACCACCUGGAGGACCAGGAGACCCCCUACCUGAUCCGGAUCGGCGUGCCCGCGCAGCGCGUCACCCUGGCCGACUUCAAGCAGGUGCUGAACAGACCCCACGCCAAAUUCUUCUUCAAGUCCGUGGAUGAUGACUUCGGGGUGGUGAAAGAGGAGAUCAGUGACGAUGAAGCUCGGCUGCCUUGUGUCAACGGACGGGUCGUCUGUUGGGUGGUGUCUUCAGACGCCUGUCCUCCGGACUUCAGGGGGUCGGACACACCCUCUGUGGCCACGCCCUCCAGCUUGGCCCCGCCCCCCAUCGAGAGGACCGGCGGCAUCGGCGACUCCAGACCGCCGUCCUUCCACGCUGCGGCCGUCUGUCACGAUGACCUGCAGGGGUCAGAGGUCAAAUCGCCUGCUCCAUCUUCAGAGAAGCAGCGGCGGAGAGACGGAGGCCACCUGAACGGACACGCCCACCAGGCGGCCGACCAGAAGGGGGCGGGGCCAGCCGGCGGCGACAGCUCGUCCAAUCAGCAGAGCAGCGAGUUAGAGACGACCAGCUUCUGCUCGUCUGAGGAAGACUCUGGAGGAAGAUUCAGCCAAUCAACAGGCCAGAGCAGCUCCUCGCCAAGACUCAUCAGGCGACAGCGGCGUCGCCACCGAAAACCAAAAACUCCACGGAUGGAAAAGUCGGCGUCUUUCAGCAGCGUCACUGACUCCACCAUGUCGCUCAACAUCAUCACUGUAACCCUCAACAUGGAGAGGUAUAACUUCCUGGGCAUCAGCAUCGUUGGUCAGAGUAACGACAGAGGAGACGGAGGGAUUUACAUCGGCUCCAUCAUGAAGGGAGGAGCUGUAGCAGCAGAUGGACGCAUCGAGCCUGGAGACAUGCUGCUGCAGGUGAACGAUAUCAACUUUGAGAACAUGAGUAAUGACGACGCAGUCCGGGUUCUGAGAGAGAUCGUCCACCAGCCGGGUUCGGUGACAUUAACUGUGGCAAAGUGUUGGGAUCCAAACCCGCGAAGUUGCUUCACGCUGCCCAGAAGUGAACCGGUCCGCCCCAUCGACCCGGCUGCCUGGGUGUCCCACACGGCCGCCAUGACCGGGAAACUCCCCCCACACUACAGUGUGCAUGAAGAAAACCACCUCAACAUCCACAGUGACAUGACGGUGGUCGUCAAGGCGAUGGCCAAUCCAGAGUCAGGGCUGGAGGUUCGAGACAGGAUGUGGCUGAAGAUCACCAUCCCCAACGCUUUCAUUGGUUCGGACGUGGUGGACUGGCUCCACCGUAACGUCGAAGGUUUUACCGACCGGCGCGAAGCUCGCAAGUACGCCGGAAACCUGCUGAAAGCCGGAUUCAUCCGACACACCGUCAACAAGGUCACCUUCUCAGAGCAGUGCUACUACGUGUUCGGAGACCUGUGUGGAGAUCUGGCUGCCAUGUCUCUGCUCGACCGCGAAGACGGAUCCUCUGGAGAAGCAGGAGGAGGAACUGACUGCGACCCCCCAGCCUUCCCCUACCAGUACCCCAUCCCUCACCCCUACAGCUCGCCCCACCCGCUGCACCAGCUGCCGGCCUGUGGGGCAGGAGGAGGCAGGAGUCAUCACAGCGAAGGAAGUCGCAGUAGCCAAUCGGACUUCAGCGACGAUCAGAAGGAGGGAAAAGGAGAAACACAGCAGGAAUCUGCCAACCAGGAAGCGAACGCUCAGCACAAGAUGGCCGACUGUCUGAGUGAUGGCAGCGCUCAGGGACCGCCCACCUCCUUCUCCAGUUCCCAUGGCAACAAAGACAUCCCAACACCGUCUCGAGGUCAGCACCGCGACUUUUCAUCGAUCCAACCGGAAAUCUCUCGACAGUCCUUCCGUCUGGCCAUGGGAAACCCCAGCGACCUCUUUGUAGAUGUCAUGUGACCCAGUGACGAUGAUGUCAUAUCCUGACUAAAGCUGAAACGAACUGAAAAAGAUUGAGGCACAUUGAGUCACUGUGAAGACCUGGACCUGAAGAAGGCCUGGAUCUGACAAGAACGAGACCGGGCUCUGAUCAAACCUGAAACUAGACAAAACCAUCCUGAACCCGACUGAGAACUAAACCCGACUGAGAACCAAACCCGACU